AUUCUUUUCCCAUACCACAGAAUUUAGUAGGAUUAAAUGAAGCAAUUUCUCCUUUCUUGAAUGGACAAAAUAUGAAACUACUUAAGAGUACUGUAUUAGAGGCUAUACAGAGAAAAACUACUUCAGUAAAUUUUUGUGGAAUUAGAGAAUUAAACUGCUAAGGUCAACAAUUUAGGAUGUGUGCUUAAGGUGUUUUCCUUUAUUAAAUAGCAAUGUGUAGUUUGACAUCAUUAUUAGCCUCCAGUCUAUUUAAUGAAAAAGAGCUGAUUGGCAGUUCUAGAAAUUAAGUUACAGAAUCACAAUACCUUUUUUCUUCAGUUGUUAAGAACAGCAGUAUGGCACAUUUACUGACAUUUAGUAAUGAAUAAGAAAUUCCAGGUGAGCAUUAGUGAGGGCAUAAUUCAUGCCAAGGAGAACAUUUUUAAUAUUGAAAGUUCUUAUUGUUUAUGAAGGUAUGGUUUUUUUCUUUACAAAAUAAUUAUCCAAGAUCUUAAAAUAAUUUUUUAAAGAAGGGAGAUAUUUUUACCUAUUUACACUUUAAAACUGUGGAGGCUCCAAAGUUACUAUUUUAUUAAGUAAUGACUAUCAUGUUCUGUUGUUUACAGAUUGGUGUGAUUACAUUAAUGCUAGGAAGAAAUACCAGAUUAACUUUCUAAGUGUGGAAUCAUAAUAAAUAUUUGAAAAAAUGUGUGUCCUGUGCUUGGGGAUCCCAUAAAGAGAAUUGCAGAUACCAAGUUGUGCUAGUACAUCCAUAUAAAUAAUUAAUACCUGAAGUCUCAAUGUAACAUGGACAUUAACAGUGAUGACAAAUAAAUACAGACGCUUGGGAAUCAAAUACUAGGCGAAAAACACUUUUAAAAAGGAAUUUAGGAGGUUCUAGUAUUCUCCAUGGCUGAAGCUGAGAGUCUGAAACCCUGAUGCUUAAGCUCUAUUCUAGAUCAUAGCUCCAACUCCUUCAGGAUAUAAGGAAAAGAUAAUAUUUCCACAAUGAUAGAUCUUUGGUUGUUCAGUUCAUAUUGAUGCAGUUUGCAGAUGUGAUCACAGGGGCUGGACAUUUAUGAUGUGAAACACUGCUGAUACUGUUUCAGGAUCCUACAGUUAGAUUUGAGGUUUCCCAAUGAGUGGAUCAUGAUGACCGUAUUGUAGGGACUUGCCAUAGUAUGGCUGCUUCCCGAUCUACUCGUGUUACAAGAUCAACAGUGGGGUUAAACGGCUUGGAUGAAUCUUUUUGUGGUAGAACUUUAAGGAAUCGUAGCAUUGCUCACCCUGAAGAAAUCUCUUCUCAUUCUCAAGUACGAUCAAGAUCACCAAAGAAGAGACCAGAGCCUGUGCAAAUUCAGAAAGGAAAUAAUAAUGGAAGAACUACUGAUUUAAAACAGCAAAGUACUCGAGAAUCAUGGGUAAGCCCUAGGAAAAGAGGACUUUCUUCUUCAGAAAAAGAUAACAUAGAAAGGCAGGCUAUAGAAAAUUGUGAGAGAAGGCAAACAGAACCUGUUUCACCAGUUUUAAAAAGAAUUAAGCGUUGUCUUAGAUCUGAAGCACCAAACAGUUCAGAAGAAGAUUCACCUAUAAAAUCAGACAAGGAGUCGGUAGAAGAGAGGAAUACAGUAGUGGACAAUGAUGCAGAUUUUCAAGGGACUAAACGAGCUUGUCGAUGUCUUAUACUGGAUGAUUGUGAGAAAAGGGAAAUUAAAAAGGUGAAUGUCAGUGAGGAAGGGCCACUUAAUUCUACAGUAGUUGAAGAAAUCGCAGGCUAUUUGGCUGUCAAUGGUGUUGAUGACAGCGAUUCAGCUGUUAUAAACUAUGACGACUGUCAGCCUGAUGGGAACACUAAACAAAAUAGCACUGGUUCGUAUGUGUUGCAGGAAAAGUCAGUAGCUGAAAAUGGGGAUUCGGAUACCCACACUUCAAUGUUCCUUGAUAGUAGGAAGGACGACAGUUAUAUAGAGCAUAACGUGCCUUGCACAAAAGAAGUGCAGGUCAAGUUGGAGGACCACAAAAUAGUAACUGCCUGCCUGCCUGUGGAACAUGUUAAUCAGCUGACUACUGAGCCAGCUACAGGUCCCUUUUCUGAAAUUCAGUCAUCCUUAAGGGAUUCUGAGGAGGAAGUAGAUGUGGUGGGAGAUAGCAGUGCCUCAAAAGAGCAGUGUAAUGAAAACACCAAUAACGCCCUGGACACAAGUCUUGAGAGUAUGCCAGUCUCUGGAGAACCAGAAUCAUCUUCUGUUCUAGACUGUGUUUCAGCUCAAAUGAUGUCUUUAUCAGAACCUCAAGAACAUCGAUAUACUCUGAGAACUUCACCACGAAGGGCAGCCCCUACCAGAGGUAGUCCCACUAAAAACAAUUCUCCUUGCAGAGAAAAUGGACAAUUUGAGGAGAAUAAUCUUAGUCCCAAUGAAACAAAUGCAACUGUUAGUGAUAAUAGAAGUGAAUCUCCCACAAAUCCUGAUGAAAUUUCUCAGAAUGAAAAAGGAAUAUUUUGUGACUCUGGAAAUUAUGGGAGUGAAGGACUAAGUAAGCCACCCUCAGAGGCAAGACUUAAUAUUGGACAUUUGCCAUCUGCCAAAGAGAGUGCCAAUCCACACAAUACAGAAGAAGAAGAUGAUGAUCCUGAUGUUUAUUACUUUGAAUCAGAUCAUGUGGCACUGAAACACAACAAAGAUUAUCAGAGACUGUUACAGACGAUUGCUGUACUCGAGGCUCAGCGUUCUCAAGCAGUCCAGGACCUUGAAAGUUUAGGCAAACACCAGAAAGAAGCACUAAAAAAUCCCAUUGGAUUUGUGGAGAAACUCCAGAAGAAGGCUGAUAUAGGGCUUCCAUAUCCACAGAGAGUUGUUCAAUUGCCUGAGAUUGUAUGGGACCAAUAUACCAAUAGCCUUGGGAACUUUGAAAGAGAAUUUAAAAAUCGUAAAAGACAUACUAGGAGAGUAAAGCUAGUUUUUGAUAAAGGUAAGAAAUUACAUGUUAAGAAUUUACAUAAAGAACUAUCUGGCAGUCUUGCUUUAAUAAUCCUAUACAUGGUCUUCUUUUUAGUAGGUUUACCUGCUAGACCAAAAAGUCCUUUAGAUCCUAAGAAGGAUGGAGAGUCCCUUUCAUAUUCUAUGUUGCCUUUGAGUGAUGGUCCAGAAGGCUCAAACAGUCGUCCUCAGAUGAUAAGAGGACGCCUUUGUGAUGAUACCAAACCUGAAACAUUUAACCAACUGUGGACUGUUGAGGAACAGAAAAAGCUUGAACAGCUACUCCUGAAAUACCCUCCUGAAGAAGUAGAAUCUCGACGCUGGCAGAAGAUUGCAGAUGAACUGGGCAAUAGGACAGCAAAGCAGGUUGCCAGCCGAGUGCAGAAGUAUUUCAUAAAACUAACUAAAGCUGGCAUUCCAGUCCCAGGCAGAACACCAAACUUAUAUAUGUACUCCAAAAAGUCUUCCACAAGCAGACGACAGCACCCCCUUAAUAAGCAUCUCUUUAAACCUUCCACUUUCAUGACUUCCCAUGAACCACCAGUGUAUAUGGAUGAAGAUGAUGACCGAUCCUGUUUUCAUAGCCACAUGAACACUGCUAUUGAAGAGGCAUCAGAUGAAGAAAGUAUUCCUAUUAUGUAUAGGAAUUUACCUGAAUAUAAGGAACUAUUACAGUUUAAAAAGUUAAAGAAGCAGAAACUCCAGCAGAUGCAAGCUGAAAGUGGAUUUGUACAACAUGUGGGCUUCAAGUGCGAUAACUGUGGCAUAGAACCUAUCCAGGGUGUUCGGUGGCACUGCCAGGAUUGUCCUCCAGAAAUGUCUUUGGAUUUCUGUGAUUCUUGUUCAGACUGCCUACAUGAAACAGAUAUUCACAAGGAAGAUCACCAAUUAGAACCUGUUUAUAGGUCAGAGACAUUCUUAGACAGAGACUACUGUGUGUCCCAGGGCACCAGUUAUAAUUACCUUGACCCAAACUACUUUCCAGCAAACAGAUGACAUGGAAGAGAACAUCGUAUACUAGUCCUCUUCAACACAUAGCAAUGGUAUCAUUGUGAAUUAUGUGCACAGUUUGGAAAGAUUCUCUGCUUUCCCUGAAAUGACACUCACAGCAUGACAGCUUCCUGAGUGUUCUUGUCAAGUCCAGCUCUGCACCGUUGUGGCUCUAGAUCACUGUUCAGCAGCCGAGCAUUCCUGGUGAGCAAAGGGUUUCCCUGGUGAAUUUCUCACCACCACCUUAAAGCCUUUUAGGUGGUGAUAUUAAAUGGGUGAGAUGGAAACGAGAGCACACAUUAAAGAGAGUAAAUUCCAAAGGUUUCAAAGAACUCGGUCAUAAAUAGGAUAAUGAGAAGACAAAGUAUUUAUAUUAAAACAGUUUAGUAGCUUUCAGUUUUGUGAAAAUAGUUUUCGGCACAGAAGCUGACUUCUUAGACAAAGUUUUAACCAAUGAUGGUGUUUGCUUCUAGGAUAAACACUUUAAAAGAACUCACUGUCCCAGUGGUGGCCACUGAUGGCCUUUAGUAAAUCGGAGCUGCUUAACCAUAUUGAUGUCUAAUUUCUUUUAACCACAAUGAACUGUCCUUAUUACCAACAGCGAAGCACUACAGGAGGCACUGUGGCAUUGCUUCCUUGACCAGCUCAUGGUGUGUGAAUGUUAUAAAAUUGUCGCUCAGAUAUAUUUUUUAAAUGUAAUGUUAUAUAAGAUGAUCAUGUGAUGUGUACAAACUAUGGUGAAAAGUGCCAGUGGUAGUAACUGUGUAAAGUCUCUAAUUCACAACAUUAAUUCCUUUAAAAUACACAGCCUUCUGCCUCUGUAUUUGGAGUUGUCAGUGCAACUCGUCAAAGAAAACUGCCUAAUAUAAAAAUCAUAUAUAUGGUAAUAAUUUCCCUCUUUUGUAGUCUGCACAAGAUCCAUAAAAGAUUGUAUUUUUAUUACUAUUUAAACAAGUGAUUAAAUUUAGUCUGCGCAGUGAGCAAGAGUUCACAUGCAUUCUUUUAUACUGCUGGAUUUUGUUGUGCAUCAUUUAAAACAUUUUGUAUGUUUCUUCUUAUCUGUGUAUACAGUAUGUUCUUGAAUAAUGUUCAUUUGUCAGGAGAACUGUGAGAAAUAAACUAUGUGGAUACUGUCUGUUUAUAUUAUAGAAUGCUUGUUGUGACUUCCUUUUUGGUUAGAUUUUGGAUUUGUUUUACUAGUGUUAAAACCAAAAAAAAAAUUUUUUUUUAGGGGGUUGCUUUACCUUUCUGUCCUUGAAAAAGAGUAAGGACUAUAUAGUAUUAUGGAAAUGAACUUGAGAAGCUCUGAGAGAAGAUGGUAAUCUUUUCACUCAGUGUGUGCUGAGACACUAAUUAAACUAGGUUACAAAAAGAACACACACCAUGGUUAAAAAGGCUAUUAUUAAUGUCCAGAUGUGAAAACUAUACUCGGGCUGAAAAAUUUUACUCUUAAUUCUUUUAGAUGAAAGUAAGCCUCUUCACGUGUUUAAUUUAAACAGAUGGUUUUUGAAAAUCACUCUAUUCACUGGCAAUUAUUAUUGACUAUUGGAAGAGAUCACAUAAGUAUUCUAAGAUUAAGUAUUAUACUCACCUAAUUUUUGGACUAAGUCCCCUGUUUUUUCCGAUUUUAAGUCAAGGGAACGUUAUUUAAUACUCCUUCAAUACGUUGUAGGGUACUAAAAUCAUACCUUGAAUUUUUUUAACUGAGAGAAGUAAUGUUAUUUUAAGUAUAGAAAUAUGAGAAUUUUAAAGUAAUAUAUUGACUAAAGAAUACUGAUGUUGAUAAAAUAUAUUGCAUCAGGAAGAACAGGAAAUGGACUUGAGCUUUACUUCUUACCCUGGAAUCAGUAGUUGGGGGGAAGAAGAAGGAGUUGUUAACGUUUGGGCAUUUUGAUAUUAAAUGUUAACUGAUAUAUGCUAGGAAAUCUGCCUUCUUGCAGCAAGACAGCAGCACUUGGUAGUAACUUCUGUGUUUGUAUAGAAAUAAUACUGAUUAUUGGGGGGAGACCAUUCAGGUUUAUUCAAAAAUCCCAUAAAGUGUGCUUUGGAAGAGGGCUGUGUGUGAUACAAUUCUGAUGUAAACAAUACACAAAAUAAAUCCACUUAACUGUAUUUUUCAAGAGCAAAGAUUUUGAGAACUUUGAGUGGCAAAGAGGAUUAUUUUCUGCUUGAGUGAAGAUGUGUUAAUUUUGCAUUUUUCACCUCCAGGCAAGUAGUCCUCCUGGCUUAAAAAGGCCCUAUAUGGUAAUAGUAGCAGUGAUAGUAGUAGCAUGAGUAGUAAUAUGGUGGUGGUGUUUUAAUUGGCGGACUGCAGGAAUAGGCAGGGCUGUCUUUUACAAGUAGUCCUUGGAUCUCCUACAGAGAAGUAUUGGCCUUAAGAGACAACAUAGACCUACUUGUGAAAGCCUUGCAUAUUAAGUGGUAGGUCAGAUGUAGGUCAGAUGUAUUUCCUGAAAUAUUAUGUUCAAGUUGUUUGAUAAGAACUGAAGGAACUUUUAGUGACACCUAAAACCACUGCUUUAAGGUUUAGGCAGAGGCGGCUUUGAUUGGUGUGGUGUGCACUAAUAAGCGCAAAACUGAGUAAGUGCUUACUAUGAGCCAAGCCAGCAUAUAGUAGCAGAUUUAAUUCUCGCAACCUUAGGAGAAAGGUGCAUUUGUUAACCUGUUUUCAUAUGAGGAGAUCUAGCCAGAGAGGUUAAAUAACUUGCCCAAGGUCAUAUGGUUAGCAAAGUGGUCCUGCUUAGAUUUUAACCUAGACAGAUUGCUGCAGAGUCACUACCCAAUUUAUGGAGCAAGAACAUUCCCUUUGUGUCAGGCAUCACUAAGGUUUGGAGAUGGAAGUGUGUGGGGGUUGUUUUUCACUCUUUUUCCCUGGUGUGGCAUGGUUCCUAGAGCCACAGACCUGAGGACAGGUCCAGGUUCAUGGUACAGAAUAGGAAGCAGAUCCUUGGAUGGGAAGACAGCACUGAGUUCUAGAAAACCACCCAGACGUAUAACUUACCUAUUCUAAUUUGACAGCAAACAUGUGAUCUUGAGGCUUUAGGCAAAGUCUCCUGCCUGAGACAGAAUUUGUUUCCAUGCAUGUUUGGUGCCUCUCACUUAACCUAAUAGUAUGCCUUACCCAGUUUCCUUCCCUUUCCCCUUGUGUUUAAAUUACAGUACAGAAGACAACAGUGUACUGAGAUAUGAAGAACAUUUUUUUUUCAAGAAAAUAGCAUAUCACAGGUAGUAAGGAUAAAUACUGUUUUGUGAAAGUCUUCUUUUAGUUAUUACUAUGGCAUGCUAUAUAAACUGUAUUUCUUAAUGUAGGUAACAGAUUUUGAAAGCCAUUGUUCUAGUUGCACUGGAUGGAAUUGGAAGUACUUGUUUUUUUUGUUUUUUUCCAGAUAACAAGUAGUUUUUUCCUCCAGAGAUUAUAGAGGCAUUGACCUUUUAGGUUGUAAAGUAUUUUUAUUUUUUAACCUUAUGAAAAUAACCUCCUGUUGAUAGAAUCCCAGAAAAAAAAUA
Molecule: messenger RNA, 7454 nt
Organism: Panthera uncia (snow leopard)
Lineage: Eukaryota; Metazoa; Chordata; Mammalia; Carnivora; Felidae
Gene: ZZZ3
Product: zinc finger ZZ-type containing 3
Exons: 14
Coding region: 1161-3953 (930 amino acids)
Molecular function (GO): zinc ion binding
Source: RefSeq, a predicted model, not a curated record